Molecule: messenger RNA, 1170 nt
Organism: Chanos chanos (milkfish)
Lineage: Eukaryota; Metazoa; Chordata; Actinopteri; Gonorynchiformes; Chanidae
Product: carbohydrate sulfotransferase 8-like
Exons: 2
Coding region: 1-1170 (389 amino acids)
Biological process (GO): proteoglycan biosynthetic process; carbohydrate biosynthetic process
Cellular component (GO): membrane
Molecular function (GO): sulfotransferase activity
Source: RefSeq, a predicted model, not a curated record
AUGUACUGCUACACGCUGGACAAGCUGCCAGGGUCUAAUGGCACAGGUGGAUUGGCUGGUGAGGAGUCCACUCUGGACAUGACUGGGGCUUGUGUUAGGGGUCCUGUCAUGUGUCUGUGCAGUGAGGCCCUGGGGCGAGUGGACAUGGGCAGAGGCAGGUUUGACUGGUUUGACUGGGGCAGUCUGCCCCCCACCGCUGGCUCACGAAGAGACAUGGAGUCUCCUCACCUGACCCAGCGCCACAGAAAGCUGCUAAAAACAGACCCUGUAGCCGCACUGCACCAUAACUCCUCUUCAUCCUCCUCAUCCUCAUCCUCAUCCUCUGUCUCCACAGAGGAAAACCUGCCCAGACUUUUGCGUAUCCAGAGAGCGCGUCGGCAGUGGGUGAAGGAGCUUUGCGCCAAAUACAAAAUGAACACGCUCAGGACAAUCAUGCCCCAUCACAUGUCUCGCAUCUACGUGGAGGACAGACAUAAGCUCCUCUACUGCGAGGUGCCUAAAGCAGGCUGCUCCAACUGGAAAAGGACACUGAUGGUGUUGGCAGGACUGGCCUCCUCCACCCACCACAUAAAGCACGACACCGUGCACUAUGGCAACCACCUCAGACGACUGGACGGCUUCGACCCACGGGGCGUCGCUGGUCGCCUGGACUCCUACACCAAGGUGCUCUUUGUGCGGGAGCCUCUGGAGAGACUGGUGUCUGCAUUUCGGGACAAGUUUGAAAGCCCCAACACAUACUACCAUGUGGUUUUUGGGAAGCCCAUCGUCUCAAAGUACCGAGUCAAUGCCUCUGAGGCGGCGCGGGAGACGGGCAGCGGUGUGACAUUUCGGGAGUUUGUUCGGUACCUGCUGGACACACACAGGCCCGUGGGCAUGGACAUUCACUGGGAACCAGUGAACACGCUCUGCAGCCCCUGCCUGCUAGACUACAACUUCAUCGGGAAGUUUGAGACCAUGGAGGAGGAAGCAAACUUCCUGCUUACAGAGAUCGGAGCCCCAAAGAACCUUACGUUCCCCAGUUUCAAAGACAGGAACCCCGAGUCUGCACGGACCUCAGCACACAUCACACAACGUUACGUCAGUCAGCUCAGUGCCGCUGAGAGACAGAUGCUCUAUGACUUCUACUAUAUGGAUUCUCUCAUUUUCAAUUACACGAAACCUCCGCACUGA